AUGGAUGAGCACCAAAUUCCAAUUGAAGAUUUAGCUAAAAGAUAUAAUACUUCUCUUGAUAAAGGACUUACCAGUACAACAGCUGCUGAGUAUCUUGCUCGUGAUGGACCUAAUGCUCUUUCACCACCAAAAACAACACCAGAAUGGCUUAAAUUCUGUAAAAAUCUUUUUGGAGGAUUUGCCCUUCUCCUUUGGGUUGGAGCAUUUCUCUGUUACCUUGCUUUCACUGUUGAUUAUUUAACAAUUGAACAUCCUACAAAUGAUAAUCUUUAUCUCGGAAUUGUAUUGAUGACUGUAGUCGUUAUCACUGGUUGUUUCCAAUAUUACCAAGAAAAUAAAUCUUCAAAAAUUAUGGAAUCCUUCAAAUCUAUGGUUCCAACUUUUGCCUUGGUUUAUCGUAAUGGUGAAAAAAUACAAAUUCGUGCUGAUCAAUUGGUUGUUGGAGAUAUUGUUGAAGUCAAGGGUGGUGAUCGUGUCCCAGCUGACAUGAGAAUUAUUUCUUCCUUUGGAUUUAAAGUUGAUAACUCAUCAUUAACUGGUGAAUCUGAACCACAAUCCCGUUCCCCUGAAUGUACAAAUGAAAAUCCAUUAGAAACAAAGAAUCUUGCAUUCUUCUCUACUAAUGCUGUUGAAGGUACAGCUAAAGGUAUGGUUGUAUAUACUGGAGAUAGAACUGUUAUGGGAAGAAUUGCCCAUUUAGCAUCAGGUUUGGAUACUGGAAUGACCCCAAUUGCUAAGGAAAUUGAACAUUUUAUUCAUAUUAUUACAAGUGUUGCCGUAUUUCUUGGAGUUACCUUCUUCAUUAUUGCUUUCAUUCUUGGAUACCAUUGGCUUACAGCUGUUGUCUUCUUGAUCGGUAUUAUUGUAGCAAAUGUACCAGAAGGUCUUAUUGCAACUGUAACAGUAUGUCUUACUCUUACAGCUAAAAGAAUGGCUUCAAAGAAUUGUUUAGUAAAAAAUUUAGAAGCUGUUGAAACUUUAGGAUCUACAUCAACUAUCUGUUCUGAUAAGACAGGAACUCUUACUCAAAACAGAAUGACAGUAGCUCAUAUGUGGUAUGAUAAUUCAAUUUACACUUGUGAUACAACAGAAGAUCAAUCUAAUGCUCAAAAUGAAGGUAAAAAAAGUGGAACUUUUGAUGCUCUUAUUACUAUUGCUACUUUAUGUAAUCGUGCUGAAUUUAAACCAGGUCAAAAUGAUGUACCAAUAUUCCGUCGUGAAUGUACUGGUGAUGCCUCAGAAAUUGCCCUUCUUAAAUUCACUGAAGUUACACUUGGAGAUGCUAUGAAAUUCAGAAGUAGUCAUAAGAAAAAUGCUGAAAUUCCAUUCAAUUCUACAAAUAAAUUCCAAGUAUCUAUUCAUGAUCAUCCUGAUGGUAAUCUUUUGGUAAUGAAAGGUGCUCCAGAAAGAAUUUUGGAUAAAUGCUCAACUAUCCUUUUAGAUGGAAAAGAAGUUCAAUUAGAUGACAAACUUCGUAGUUCAUUCGAAUCAGCUUAUCUUGAACUUGGAGGUAUGGGUGAACGUGUUUUGGGACUUUGUGACUUAAAACUUGACCCAUCAAAAUAUCCAAAAGGUUUUGCUUUUGAUACUGAAGAAGUUAACUUCCCAUUAGAAAAUCUUCGUUUCGUUGGUUUAAUAUCUAUGGUUGAUCCACCACGUGCUGCUGUCCCAGAUGCCGUCGCUAAAUGUCGUUCAGCAGGAAUUAAGGUUGUCGUUAUUACUGGAGACUUUGGAAUUACUGCCAAAGCAAUUGCUAAAUCUGUUGGAAUUAUUUCUGAAGGUACAGAAACAGUAGAAGACAUUGCUCUUAGACGCGGUGUUACUAUUGAUCAAGUUAAUCCAAGAGAUGCUAAGGCUGCCGUUAUUCAUGGUUCAGAUUUACGUGAUAUGAGUGAUGAACAACUUGCCGACAUUAUUAACAACCACACUGAAAUUGUCUUUGCUCGUACAUCUCCACAACAAAAGUUAAAAAUUGUUGAAGGAUUCCAAAAACAAGGACAAAUUGUUGCUGUCACUGGUGAUGGUGUUAAUGACUCUCCAGCCUUGAAGAAAGCUGAUAUCGGUAUUGCUAUGGGUAUCGCUGGAUCAGAUGUUUCAAAACAAGCUGCUGACAUGAUUCUUCUUGAUGAUAACUUUGCUUCAAUUGUCGUUGGAGUUGAGGAAGGUCGUCUUAUCUUUGAUAAUCUUAAAAAAUCCAUUGCAUAUACUUUAACUUCUAAUAUUCCUGAAAUUUCACCUUUCCUUACUUACAUUCUUUUUGGAAUUCCACUUCCACUUGGAACUGUCACUAUUCUUUGUAUUGAUUUAGGAACUGACAUGGUACCAGCUAUUUCAUUAGCUUAUGAAGAAGCUGAAUCAGAUAUUAUGAAACGUCCACCACGUGAUCCCGUAAGAGAUAAAUUAGUAAAUGAACGUCUUAUCUCUCUUGCUUAUGGGCAAAUUGGUAUGAUUCAAGCCUUAGCAGGAUUCUUUACAUAUUUCUGGAUUAUGGCAGAUAAUGGUUUCCUUCCAUGGGACUUAUAUCAACUUCGUGCUCAAUGGGAUUCUCGUGCUAUUAAUAAUGUUGUUGAUUCAUAUGGACAAGAAUGGACUUAUGCUAACAGAAAAAUUCUUGAGUAUACCUGCCAAACAGCAUACUUCGUAUCAAUUGUCGUUGUACAAUGGGCUGAUCUUAUUAUUUCCAAGACUCGUCGUAAUUCUCUUGUUCAACAAGGAAUGUCUAACUGGACUCUUAAUUUUGGACUUGUAUUUGAAACUGCUCUUGCUGCAUUCCUUUGUUAUUGUCCAGGACUCGACAAAGGAUUACGUAUGUAUGGUUUAAGAUUCUCAUGGUGGUUCCCUGCAUUACCAUUUUCUAUUCUCAUCUUUGUAUAUGAUGAAAUUCGUAGAUAUUGUAUUAGAAGAUGGCCAGGAGGUUGGGUUGAAAGAGAAACUUAUUACUAA
This is a messenger RNA of Strongyloides ratti, 2943 nucleotides long. RefSeq names its product ATPase, Na+/K+ transporting, alpha 1 polypeptide. Gene Ontology annotation, molecular function: P-type sodium:potassium-exchanging transporter activity; ATP hydrolysis activity; ATP binding. Gene Ontology annotation, cellular component: membrane. The transcript has 2 exons. Lineage: Eukaryota; Metazoa; Nematoda; Chromadorea; Rhabditida; Strongyloididae. Gene Ontology annotation, biological process: intracellular sodium ion homeostasis; proton transmembrane transport; sodium ion export across plasma membrane. Bases 1 to 2943 code for a protein of 980 amino acids. The record is from RefSeq and is a predicted model, not a curated record.